ACAACAAACAAGAGUGACAGAUUUUGCCAAAGAUGAGCCUUUUAAGAGCAGCACUCCUCUCUGUCUUGUUAGUAGCAGCCUACGUAGAGAAUUGUGAUGCUGGUCCUGUUGGUGUCCAUGAACCAAUGACAUGCUGUUUAUCUUAUCAAAACAAACCGAUUCAUUCCAGUGUUCUGAAGACGUUUUAUAGAACAAGUAAAACAUGUAACAAAGCAGGUGUGGUGUUUGUGGGUAUUAAAGGCAAUGAGUUCUGCACUGAUCCUACAAAACGCUGGGUGAGAAAUGCUAUGAACAUCUUGCCAGAGUUAAAGAAGAAUCCUGAGAAUAAUUGAAAAAGUUAUCAGCAAGCAAGUUUAUCAUGUUUCUGAAUAAAUGACUCUCCUGUACAGAAAUGAAUGUCCUUUUUUGUAACUGUGUAUAGUAUUUUUUACAUUUU
Messenger RNA from Protopterus annectens (West African lungfish), 436 nucleotides. Its product is annotated as C-C motif chemokine 4-like. Lineage: Eukaryota; Metazoa; Chordata; Ceratodontiformes; Protopteridae. The transcript has 3 exons. Gene Ontology annotation, biological process: G protein-coupled receptor signaling pathway; cellular response to interleukin-1; lymphocyte chemotaxis. Gene Ontology annotation, cellular component: extracellular region. The record is from RefSeq and is a predicted model, not a curated record. Gene Ontology annotation, molecular function: CCR chemokine receptor binding; chemokine activity. Bases 33 to 332 code for a protein of 99 amino acids.